AUUUGUCGCAGAAAGUCGCUCGAUCAAAAAAGACGUCGGUGGUUUACGGUUCGUUCGCGCGCGCACUGCUCUCCGUCUCACUGUCCAACAUCGAAAUAUCGCGCACAUAAUUUUAGUUAUUUAAGGAAAUUUUUCCGCAGCUUAGAAACGAUAGGGAAAAAAACGGUGGCAUUUUCCGACUUUUGGCGUAGUGCAUUUGUCUUUUGUUCGAUUAUAAUUAUAGUUGAUAGAGGUGUUUGAUUUACGAUCCGGUAGGUGUAAGAUCCGCGAAAGGUGAUAUGAAUAACGUUGGUUAAGGUAGCGAAAAGAAAAAUUCGAGAUCAGUUCAAAGAUGGCCGUGUUCUUUCGACCGUGGUUCCUGUUGAUGGUCGCAGCCGUGCUGGUGGCAUGCCUCGUCGCCAGUGGCGAUGGUUUCCGGUUACGUGACUUCGAGGUUGAUGAUAACCAACGGGCGUCGGUUGCGUUUGCCAAGAAGAAGAUCCAAGGCAGAAGGGUCGUAAUGCAAGAGGUCAAGAAGCGGGUGGUUGUAGACCAGGACGACGACGACGACGAUGACGAUGAUGAUGAGGAAGAAGGAAUGGAGGACGACGAAGAUGAGGAGGAGGAGGAACGGGCCGCUGAGAGCAAGUACAAGUUUGAGAGAGUGCGAAGAAGCUACAGGUUGUCUCCAGAACAGAAGAAGAAAGCGGAUGGUACGAGGGCUCACUUCAAGGACGAGGUAAAAUCAAGUAAGAUCAAGGUGAGCAAGCCGGCAGUGGACGAUGACGACGAGGACGACGAUGAAGAAGAGAAAUCGAUUUUUAAUCUCUACGGUUUGCUAGGAUCGAAGAAGAGUAAGGGAAGUGUAGAAGAUAAGGAGGAAGUUCAUGUGAAACAUCAGAAGAAGAAGGAUGUUGUGGUAAAAGAUGAACAAGACGAUGACGACGACGAAGAAGAUGAAAAGGAAAGUGGUGGAUUGUUUGGGUGGCUUAAAGAUCAAAUAAGCGAAGGCUCAUACAAAGAAAAAGAUAUUAAGAAGGAAGUUUACAAAGACAGUUCUGUUGAAGACGACGACGACGACGACGAUGAGGAUGAUGAAAAAGAAGGUGGAAUUUUCGCAUGGUUGAAGAAGUUGACCGACAAAGUCGACGAUGACGAUCACGAUAACGAUAAACAUGGCACCGAUAAAGACGACGACGACGACGACGAUGAUGAAGAUAAAGAAAAGGAAAAUCCUCUGAUCAACUUUGUUAGCAGCCUUCUGCAAUCGGACAAGGAAGAAACCAGUGAGGAAAUCAAGUUCCGUAAAGUUGGUGCCGAAAACGAAGAAGAUGAAGACAGCUCUGCUGAGAAGCCCAAGCAGAAGAAAACCAAGGAUUCCAAAAUCGUCCAAUUGCUCAACACAAGUCCGUUGAACUCGUUGUUCAAAUCGGAUGACAUCCCGUCGGAAGCUCCCAUUCAAACCGACCCGAAGAAGAUCAAAAAGCUUCAGCACACUCCGUCCAAGGUCGUCAAGCAACGCAUCGAAAUAUCCCCAGAAGACUUCGAAUCGCUUCUGCUCCGGAUUCCAUCCUUCGUUCCGGACUAUUCGCGGCUGAAGAACAAUGAAUGCCGCCGUCAAGGACAGAUCUUCCAGCGUCAGCUGCGCGGAAAGCGUCUCUGGGCUCUGCAGAUGAUCGACGCCAGUGCCAAGGUGACUUCCGGUCUGCUGCGAGGCAAUGCCAAUCAGCUGGGUGAUUACGAUCUAUGCACCGGAAUCGCUACCAAAGUCAAGGUGAAAGAGGACGAGCAGGUCCGGAUGCGAGGUAAGUACUGUCUCGCACAUAUCGACGUGGUAGCCGAGGAUGAUGACCUAAAGUUGCCGGUACACUUGCUCCAGGGCAGAGGCUUUAUCAAGAGUACACUGAACGAUCCGGACCACUUCCUGCCCCGCUUUACUACGAUCAACUGGGGCAUCUGUCUGCCGGCAGCUUGCAACUACGAAGACGCCGGUAGCAUAAUUAAGAACUUUGUUAAACCAUACAACACGACCGGGAUCAAGUUGUUCUUGGAAAUCGAAGAGGGCAACUGCCACGUGCGCCAAACUACCACGUGGACCAAGCUGUUCAAGGAAAACUGGCGACUAGUUGCCACGCUGGGCUUCUACACCUUCAUCGUAGUCGUCACCGUGGUGGCAUCCCUGAACGAUUUCGGUAUCAUUCAAAUCGAACCCCAUACAAAGCUUCCUGCUUCGCAGAAAUCCACUGACGAAAACAAUGACGAAUCAACCCCAACCGAACCUAGCGAAGACUCCAACCUGCUCCACCAGACGCUGAUGUCCUUCUCGAUUAAGCGUACCAUGCGUCAGUUGAUAGGCGGAGACGACGAAACCCUUGCCGGCAAGGAAGUCGUAGGGUGCCUUUCGGGACUACGCGCUCUUGCAACGAUCGGUCUGUUCUGUGCCCUUCGUCUGAUUCCGAUGGGCUUUCAACCGUUCACCAAUCGGAACGAAUUCACCGAAAGCUUAAAUACCCCGUGGAGUGUGGCCUUGCGGGUUUUGAUGCUUUACGCCGAUGUCUACCUGGUGGUCAGUGGCUUCCUCGCUGCCUUCCAUAUGGUUGGCGAGUACCAGCAGAAGCAAAAGAUUGCCUGGUUCCGUCGGAUUGUUGGACGGUAUUUAAGAUUGACUGUGCCCUUGAUUCCGGUGCUGAUCUUCUACUCCGUCGUCUGGGAACAUCUCGGAAACGGACCCCAGUGGGGUGACGUCGUCGUCAAGAACGCCAAUCUGUGCAAACACAAUUUCUGGAACAACAUCCUCUUCGUCCAGAACUGGUACCCGGUAGAGGAAUGCUGCGCUCCUCACACCUUCCAGUUGGCAAUCGAGAUGCAGCUGGCCAUCCUGGCACCACUGUUGCUCAUCAUCCUGACCGCGAACCCAUCCUACGGCGUUGCAGCGUUUGUCUUGCUACACGGUCUCUCCACUGCGAUGCGAUUCGUUUCCACAACGGAAGAUCGCCUCUCGCCUUACAUCUACCACGGAAUCCGGCUGACGCAGAUCUACCGUACCGUCAAUCUGAGCUUCUCGGAAACCCUGCACCGUGCAACGCCCUAUCUGGCUGGUUUUGGCCUAGGUUAUCUUCUCCGGGAGGGCGACAUCCGCAAGCAGGUCGAUCGCGGAAUCCGUAUGAGCGGUUGGAUCGGUAUGUCGAUCGCCGUCGGCUGGUGCUUUAUAUUCCCACUGGACACUGCUGACAAGGACUUCCAGUACGAUAUAGGGGAUGCGGCACAGUACGCUGCACUGGCACCUCUCUCAUGGGCGCUGUCCAUAUGCUGGAUCAUCUACUAUUGCUAUACCCACGAAGGUAGCCUGCUGAACCGCCUCUUAAGCUGUCGCCUGAUGACCUUCCUGAGUAAGAUCUCCUACUCGGUAUCGUUGAUGCAGUUCCUGGUGUUCUUUUACUUUGCCGGAACGACCCGCGGUAGUGAGGUGUUCAGCUGGUCCGGAUACCUGAAUCGCACCGAAAUAUGUCUGUUGCUUGUUGGAGGAACUGUGCUAACGCUUCUGUACGACCUGCCUGUUCAGAACAUCAAGGCGAUGCUCGAUCGGUCGGGAGUGUUCGAUCGGAUGGAGAAGAAGGACACCACCGUGGUGGUGUUGGCUCCUCCGAAGGAGGACGGACAUGAGGAAGUAGUUCAAAAUGGAACUUCGUCGACGGAGAAGCCGGUGGAAAAUGGAAACGCUGCCUCUGAUCUCGAUGAACAAGGCGAGAAGACGGUGAUAGAGGAGGAAGAGGCAGAGGAGAAGAAGGUGGAGGAUGACUUUGCCAGUCCGUUCGAUGAUCGGGACGAUGACUUUACGCCACGUCAGGUGAGGAAGCGGCAGACUCCGGAGCCGGAACCGAAGCCAGAGACGCCCACCAAAGGGUUCUGGGAUGAUGAUGAGGAAAGCACCGUCCCGAAACCCGUUUUCAAGGCCCCGUCCCCAACGAAAACCACCAUGGAGACCGAAGAGGAAGAAGUAGAAGAAGUCGAAGUGGAAGAAGAGGAAGAGGAGGAAGAAGAAGAAGAAGACGAAGAAGAGGAAGAGGAAAUUGACGAGGAAAAGGAAGUCAUCCGCAGACCAACCGGCAGCCAGUCCAAGGACGAAGAAGAACACGAAAAAGAGAAACCAGAAGUCACAACUACUACGACCACCAACAGAAGUUCUUCGUUCAGUCCCCCGUAUAGGCGCCGCCAGUGGCGUACGUGGGACGACUAACCGGGACUGCCGAGCAAACGAAAACAAAAUUGAAGAACUCAAAAGACAUUUGAUUAAAAAUAAGCAGGUGAUUGGUUUUUUAUUGAUAUGGAAAAUUGGUUAAAGUUCCAUGGAAAGUUGUACGCUAGUACAAGAAACGAACUCUAUUCUAAAGAAGAAAAAAAAAACAA
This is a messenger RNA of Ochlerotatus camptorhynchus, 4386 nucleotides long. RefSeq lists its product as uncharacterized. Lineage: Eukaryota; Metazoa; Arthropoda; Insecta; Diptera; Culicidae. Bases 332 to 4216 code for a protein of 1294 amino acids. The record is from RefSeq and is a predicted model, not a curated record. The transcript is spliced from 6 exons. Gene Ontology annotation, molecular function: acyltransferase activity, transferring groups other than amino-acyl groups.